Paramacrobiotus metropolitanus is the source of this 2868-nucleotide messenger RNA. RefSeq lists its product as uncharacterized. The transcript is spliced from 11 exons. Gene Ontology annotation, cellular component: cytoplasm; nucleus. The record is from RefSeq and is a predicted model, not a curated record. NCBI's taxonomy places the organism in Eukaryota, Metazoa, Tardigrada, Eutardigrada, Parachela, Macrobiotidae. Bases 200 to 2635 code for a protein of 811 amino acids. Gene Ontology annotation, molecular function: ubiquitin-like modifier activating enzyme activity; heat shock protein binding.
CUAAAUUGCGGUUCGUCGUCGACCCUAUUGUGGGACGUAUAUUCGCAUCUUUUCUGCUUUUUGGAAGAGAAAUGUUUUUCUUUCGAUUUAUUCAAAAACACUAAAAAGUUCUAGAUUUUUUCUCUACAAAACAUGCUUAUGUGAGAUACGAUUGAGGCCUUACAGAAAAAGUGGCUUUUUGCUGACUGAGUUUACAAGAAUGUCUUCAGACGUUACGUUAGAGGAGAGAGUUUCCCAGAUCGUUCUGUGGGUGGAAAGUAUGCUUCCUCACGGCCAAAAGACGGAAGCGCUGCGAUCCGUAAUCGCUAACCUCAACAGUCAUUUGAACACCCUAAGCCAGGCGGAUCCCUUUGAUAUCCCUCUAUCCUAUACUAUUCCGUCUGAUUCAGACAGUUCAGCUAAGAGCCCCGAGAUAGCAAACGAAAGCCCUGAACUAACUUUCCCAAUGGGGACCUUGAUGAAAGAGCUGCUAAAGUACUUCAACACGAACGAUCUCUAUGAUUUCUUCAACAUUCCAAAAACGGCUACGGAUGAACAGCUAAAACGCGCCUACCGUAAAAUCUCGCUGGCAGCUCAUCCGGAUCGCGUGGUUAAAGAUGACAAGAAGACUGCCACAGCCAAAUUUCAGGUUGUUGGGAAAGCCUAUUCCAUCUUGUCGGAUAAGCAGAAACGAAGCCGCUACGACAGUACUGGAGUCCUCGAGGACGAGCUGGUUUCCGACGCGCAUCGCGAUUGGUUUGCCUAUUUUCAUGAAAUCUUCCCCGCAAAGACCACGCAGGAUGUCGAUGCAUUUAUUCACGAGUACAUAGAUUCGGAGGAAGAGCAACACGACCUUCUGGUGUAUUAUGUCCGCUUUAAGGGUCAUAUGGAUAGGAUAACGGAAUCUAUGUUCGGAUACGAGUUCCAGCGAGAAGAGACCUUCGGCACCAUCAUCAACCAAGCCAUAAAGGACGGGAAAGUGAAGGAUUAUGAGGCAUUUACCAAAGAGGAUCCGAAAAAGAAGAAUCGCCGUCGUAUACGUGAAUUAGAAGCAAAGAGUACAUCUACGCCGCCGCCCGACCCGGCGUGGCUGCGUAAGAAGCCAUUUUUGAUCAAACUUGAAAUUCUCGAUAAACAUAAUGUAUAUGGAUUCUUCGAGGAUCUGCAAUACGUUGGAGAUUCCUCUACCCCGGAAGCCGUCCUGGAAUGCUUUACCGCGAAGGAUGAUCGAUUUUCGGAUUUGAAUCAAUAUUGGGAUCCGUCGGUGAAGGUCCUAGAUUUUAUCCGGUCCGCGAGUGAGAAUAUUCGUGAUGUAAUAAUGUUCGCUGGUUUGCCCUGUAUGAGACCUGAUUUUUUGGACCGGUUUGCUGGAACGAGUGGAGGAAUAUGCGUCAGUGAAUGCAACCCUUCUAUGGCGUCAGAAAAGUUAGCAGCUGCUAUUCAUGGCUGGUGCGAAUCUUGCUCCGCGGAAUCCCAGCCAGAAACCAGUAUGAACAGCACCGUCAUGGAAGUGGUUCAGUCGGUUGAAAAGCGUCCACUAGAAGACUCAGCAGAAUCGUCGCAGGAGACAACCAAAAAGCCCAAAGGGGAAUUGGAUCGCUUCCGUCCGACGAACCUCUACGACCGUCAGAUCCGCUUAUGGGGAUGGGAAGCCCAGCAGCGCCUGAUGAAAUCCCGCUUGUUGAUGUACGGCCUGAACGGCACCGGGGCCGAGGUGUUGAAGAAUCUCCUUUUGGGCGGUAUCCGCUACAUCACGGUCCUCGAUGCCGCCAGCGUCACCGAGCCCGAUAUCUCCACCAACUUUUUUCUCCGCGAACAGGACGUGGGUCUGAAUCGGGCGGUGGCCAGCGCGGACCGUGCGCGGGUCCUCAAUCCGAUGUGUACGUUGGAGGUUUUAGACGGCGAUGUCACUAUCAUCAACACGGAACUCGUCAAACACUUUGAUCUCGUCCUGGUCAAUGGUGCCAGUAUCAAGGAUGCCGUGCACAUCGCCGGGGUGUGCCGCUCCCUGCACAUUCCCGUGUACAUUUCCCAAAUGCUGGGCUUCCAUGCCUUCUUCGUCAACGAUCUGAACCAGCUGGAUUUUGAGAUUCCGCCGAGUAAAUCGAAUACCGCGGCGGCCCCCAAGGCGGAUGCCAAGACCAAUGGUACCCCGCCAUCGACCAGUAAGAUGUCCAACGGGGAAGCGGAAGUCUGCACUUUUACGGAGGAUAGCGCCAAUACUGAGCCGCAGACCCUGCACAUUACCGCCACGCCGCUGGAGACGGUGCUAUCAUCCGCAGCGGUGCAGCGCUCCGGUGCGGCCUGUCCCAUGGCCAAGCGCUCGCUGGGCAUGAAGCGCAUUGAUCCGUAUUUGAACAUGGAGAUGGUGCUGUUGUUUGUGGAACAGUAUGGACGCUACCCGGCCUACCAGACCGUGGAGGAUGAUCUGCCGAAAUUGCUGGAGAUUGUCAAAGGGCUGCAGAAGGACGGCGACACCCGGGUGCUGGAGCCGGCAGAGUUCUUGAAACCGGAUACGAAUUUCGCCUGUGCAGUGUUCGGGGCGACCUUGGCGCAGGAGCUGAUUACGGUGCUGACGCGCCGCGGGUAUCCCAUUUUUAAUCUGUAUUAUCUGGCGGACAUGGAUGCGAUGGGCAGCCGCGAGUAUGUCCAGUAAGGGGUGGUUUUGUAUUGAUUGCUCUCUUGUUUCUUCGAAGUUUUAUUGAGCUGGUUAUUAUGGCGGUUUUGUGCGUGGAAUUGCUUUUGAGUGUUUGAAGUUUUCCAUAAGAAUCUUGCUGUCGGUUACAAUUUUUUAUUAUUUUUCAGUAAGAAAGUUCAUGCCUGCAUAUCAUCAGGAAUAUUGAAUGAGUGCUUAAUUUUAUGGGUCGCUCGAGUAAAGACGCAGGAGUU